ACAAUGUAUGUUUCUAUUUAAAUUCGUGGAAAUUUUUUAGAAUGUUGAAAAAAAUAUUUACAAUUAUUGUUAUUUCAUAUUAUGUGCUUGUUCUCACUACACAUGACUGACCUUUCCAGACCCCUUCACCAUCUUGGGAUUACAGAUUCCGAACGGUCUUACUGCGAUGGCAAGUCGUUUGCUAGCAUCUGCCCUUAGGGAAACGCACCUAAUACAGAAAGCUGGAGUGGCGUCCUAUAGAGCAAAAAUUGGGAACCGAGAAAUUGUAGGAUAUGGGUUUAACGGCCAGCCAAGUUAUAUGGACAGAACAGACUUCCCAAUGCCAGCCAUACGAUUCAAGGAGACAACACCAGAUAUUGAGGCUCUGCGACAGAAGGAAAAGGGUGACUGGAGGAAAUUAAGCAUUGAAGAGAAAAAAGCUCUCUACAGGGCAAGCUUUUGUCAAACAUUUGCAGAAAUGCAAGCACCUACAGGAGAGUGGAAAUCUAUUAUUGGAUUUACUCUCAUUGGGGUCUCCCUUUCAUUGUGGAUUUACAUGGCAAUGAAACUAUGGGUGUACAAGCCUCUGCCAUCAACAUUUACUGAGGAGCGCCGGGAAGCCCAGCUCAGGAGAAUGAUUAACUUGCAAGUGAAUCCUGUUGAAGGUCUGGCUUCCAAGUGGGAUUAUGAAAAGAAUGACUGGAAGAAAUGAACAUUUUGAUUGUUAUUAGCUUCUGUCAUGUAGUGUAAAGAUAUGGACGGAUUCCCUUGAAAUUCAAUGUAUAGUAAGCCAGAGUGGAGAAUUAUAACAAAUGUUCCACACGGGUGAUGUUUUAUUUGUGUACACAAAUAUUACUUUAAAGAUGCAAAUUAAUACAGUAUGUCUGCUGGACAAAUGUUGAAUAUUUUGUGUCUGCUGAGAUUGAUUGUUGCAUGAUUUGAAUUAGUAUAAAAAAAUCAGCUGUUCCUAUAAAAAAAAAAUAGGCAAUAAAAUUGUUUUAAUCACUUGA
Schistocerca serialis cubense is the source of this 989-nucleotide messenger RNA. It is a transcript of the gene COX4, whose product is annotated as cytochrome c oxidase subunit 4 isoform 1, mitochondrial. The record is from RefSeq and is a predicted model, not a curated record. The coding region runs from base 167 to 691 and encodes 174 amino acids. Gene Ontology annotation, biological process: mitochondrial electron transport, cytochrome c to oxygen. NCBI's taxonomy places the organism in Eukaryota, Metazoa, Arthropoda, Insecta, Orthoptera, Acrididae. The transcript is spliced from 4 exons.